GCGGGAAUAUAUGCAGAGUAAAAAUAAUAAGUGAACCUCGGUCUCUGAUUUUCUAACUGAUCAAACUAUAAGAUACAUAUUUUAGUCUAAAAAUAAACAAUCGACGAUUCUGAUUCGUUGAAAUAUGUCAGAGUCGAGAGUGUGAACUCAAAGAUACGAACAAGCUCAACCUAUUCGCAACCUAAUUUCCCUUUAAAUAGAAACAAAAUGUUUAAUGGUAACGUGGACAGUAUGGUGUUUAAAAAAUUCCUACCAAUUUUCAUAUGGUGUGUUUAUGAUAUUCUGAGAAUCGUCAUUUUCAUCAUUACGUUUCAUUUUUAGUUUUGAGAUGAUUUUUCAAACUCUUUCCCUUACAACGAAAGCUAAUAUUAAUAAUCAGUCCGUCAAAAUUGGAUCUGGAUUCCCAUUUCAAAGAUGAUUGGAACCCAUAUUCGAAUAGAAAAAUAUGGCCAGGCCAUUGUUAUAUUUUUCAGCUAUAUAUAUAUAUAUAUAGCUAGCUGGAGUACUGUUCUAUAAGUCAUAAUAAUAUUCUAUGAAUUAUUUUUGGUGGAAAUAUUAAAUAUUGGGUGUGAGUGAGAUCAGCCAAUUAAUGGCAAUUUCCUUUUUCAACUUUACCCAAAACGGCUUGACAUGUUCUCUCCUACGGCGAUGCCAAAAAUGAUAUGGUCUAUGUAUGGUCUUAUAAAAUGACCUUAAUCGUGUGAAAGGAUGAUAUUUAAAUAAUUUGAUUGACUUUAUAUUAAAGAAAAAGAAAUUCGGAAGACAAAAGAGCACUUCGGGUGGUAUAUAGAGAAAGUAAAAGAUAAAAGAUUUUCAAGCUAGAGAUGUAGGGAAGCAAAAAUAGCAUAUCGUAAGACCGAUAUAAUACUUUUUUGUUGAUAUUUGACUUCCAUUUCUUCCAAUUUUUUUUAACAUUUUGUAAAAAAUGCUCACAUCUCUACUUGUGAGAACAUGCUUAAAGUAGUUGUCUAAUCCAGUUAGAUGCUCCUCCGUGGUUGUUGGUAAAUGUGGAGCAUCGAGCGAAACGAUUCAAUAAGUAAAUACAUUCUCACAAAUGAACUGUGAGCACCAUAAUCGGAUUGCUCUCAUUAAAUUGUAUAUUAUAAAUUUUUUCGCUCAUACUUUAACAUGACAACACUUAUAAAAAAAUCAAUGGUCACUCAAACAAUCUAUUGAUUGAUUUUCAUUUCGUUAAUGAGCGUCUUGUGAACUAGAUAAUUACUUUGUCUAAUGAUCAAAGCCCCCUAAUGAGUUGCCCUAUUACAUAACGACAAACAACAAAAUACGGAGCUGGUUGAUUGGGCUUGUAACCCAGGCCCAUUACGAUGUAUAAAAAACAGGCCCAAACGGCUAGCCAAACCAAAACCCAAAAACAAAAAGGUUUCAAACUUGCGACGGUUGCGAUUCGGGUGAACGGAAAAGAAACCGGCGAUAUCAAAUCGAAAGAGACGGAACUACGGAAGCAAAGUCCCCGACGAACAGUUUCAUCAGUCACUCUAGAAACGAAGAAACGCGGAUCCGCAAAGGUUUCUUCAGUCUGGUGCUUAAUUUUACUAGUGAGGAUCGGCCAUUGAGAUCCAUUUGAAUGUUAGUACGUCUAUUUUAGCUUAGCAAUCAUUGAUCAGAGAGCUUUUACUUCCCAUUUUUGAAGUUUGGGAUCGAAAGCUGAAAACUUUCGAGCAGAGGAGUUCGUUUUCUGGGGUGGAUUUUGGUUGAUUGAGUGCAAGGAGAGUGACCCAAAUGGAUAAUGCUCUUUUCUGUGGUUCAAGGAAUGUUAACUGUGAUAAAUUCAUGGUUGGUGAGGACUGAGGAGUGGCAGGAAUUUGACAAUUUCAUAUGGUUUAGCAUGAAAAAGAUCUUACCUUUUUUUCUAUAUUUUAGGUCUUGAUUUCACAGGGCAAGGCUAUUGAGGAAUGCGUGACAGUCUAUCAUGGUCAUUCCCAAUCUCAAUUCUCUUUGGAAUCUCAAAGAUGGCUCUGACCCUAUCUCCACUAAGCUUGCACCUUCAUACUGCUUUCUCAAGAAGAUUUCUGAGCUUAGAGAAGCAUUACAAGAGGUUAUUGCUAGUGAGGAGUGGAAGCAAUGGAAACUUAGUUUUGGGUAAGGACAAACAUGUUAUGCGGGGAUGGAAGACCGAAUACCAGAGUGACAGCAAUGGAAGACGGGUCCUGAGAGAGCAGCUGAGCUCGUACUGGCGCCAAGAGGGGUCACUCGGUGAGGAAGAUGCUGUUGAUUUCAGGAAUAAGAGGGACCCUGUUGCUUGGUGGGAGACUUUGGUUCUUAGUUCUUACACACCUGACCUGCAAACUCUAGCCAUAAGGGCUCUCAGCCAAGUCUGUAGUGUUGGAAUGUGCUAAGAGAUCUGGCACACUAAUGGCUCCUCGUAUCAGGAAGUAGUCAACAGACUGCGAGUGCAGAAGGCAGAUGAUCUUGUCUUUGUUAGGAACAACCUCACUUCAUAGCCAGGGAAAUGAGAAUUUAGGCUCUGGCCCAAGAACUAUGCUGGCUAGCUUGCCUUCAGAAGUAGAAGAUUCAAUGCCUAUUAAUCAUGAGCCAGCAGUAGAAGAUGUUCAUGAUGAGACAGUGGCUGGAUCUUCUUGAUCAUUUUGAUGGUUUGUGUAUGGAAACAGUGAACUAAGUAACUAACCCGAUAAGGACAGCGCCUAUUACUAGUUGCUGAAGACUUUUAUGAAUGUUCAGAAAUUUAGCGUAUCCCAAGAUUGUUAGUUCUGGUAGAUUGCUAGCUGUAACAUCAUAGAUCACAUUUCCUCUAUAUGCUUGUUGCCUUAGUAAAGUUGCCUGAUACUU
Messenger RNA from Linum trigynum, 2808 nucleotides. Lineage: Eukaryota; Viridiplantae; Streptophyta; Magnoliopsida; Malpighiales; Linaceae. The record is from the annotation of a GenBank genome assembly.